Moneuplotes crassus is the source of this 993-nucleotide messenger RNA. Lineage: Eukaryota; Ciliophora; Spirotrichea; Euplotida; Euplotidae. The record is from the annotation of a GenBank genome assembly.
AACUAAUUAUUAUAAAAAUGAAGAAGUCACUCCAGUUAAUUGUGAUCCUAGCAUUUUUAGCCUGUGCACAAGCUGUGAUAAACUCAAAAUUAGGUAGUUUUAGAUCACCUCCAGAUUUAAGACUGUCAGUCAAUAUGUUCAAAAUAGAAAAGCAUAUGAAGUUUCUUGUUCCUUUCGUCAGAUCAGCUGGGCUUUUGUUUAUCGCUCUUGGAAAUUACAACUUACCCUUCAGAGAACUGUUUAGGUUCUCUGAUGAAUUGGUUACAGUUAUCCUAUCUGUCUUCCAUUGCAAAAAUCUGAGCUGAUUAUCUCCUGCAUAUGUAUUGACCAAAGGCUUUAAUGAAUUCAGACAUUUCUCUAGGAGCUCGAUAUCAGAAUUUGAUUAUGGAUUUUAAAGAGCUUGCAUGGAAAUAUGGAAAGAAGUUAUUUGGAAUUAUUAAAAAGAUCAUUGAUACUGAAGGGAUGGCUACUUUUGAUGAGAAGUCAAGUUGCAUCCGCAUGAGAAUUUGCCAGUACUUCAUGCCAACAUUUGUAGGCAAUGACACUUCAAAUUGCUCAGAAUUUGAUGGGAUCAUUCGCAGUUUUUCUGAACAGCCUAUAGAUCCAGGUAUCGACUGGAUAUCUCUCUGCAUUAAACUCAUAGUGCUCACAGUUCUUAUUGGAGCGAAUUAUUUUGUGUACAAUCUUACUAUGAAAGAGUACAAAAAAUAUCAAAUAUCACAGAAAAAGAACCCUCAAGAAGUAUCUUUAUCAGUGAUUUCCAGAACAUCAUCAGAGGUUUCCAGAGCAUCAUCAGAGGUUUCCAGAGCAUCAUCAGAGGUUUCCAGAGCAUCAUCAGAGAUUUCCAGAACAUCAUUAGGGGGUCCCACAAUAUCAUCAAAUACUAACAGUAGUCAUGGUUUCAUGAGCUCCGUUGCUCGCGAUAACGCUGAUGAACUUAUAUGCUAAUUCCCCAAUAUCCCAAGUGCGGUCAGUCACUAAGUAAGACUACAA